UACAUAAGUCUAACCUCGAAAAUUUGACAUUUCCAUUGCAUUUCUUGGCAGUAGCAAACUACGAGAGAACCCCAAAGAAAAAAAAUGGCUGGAGCUAGUGAUGCAGCUGAGGAAGCAAAAUUGACCGGCUUGUCCAAGCAUUUCAAUGGCACAACCAUGCGUGGACGUGCAAAUGUUGCAAAGGCUACCUAUGGUGUAGUGGGCCUUAUUAUUGCCUACAACAUUCUCAAGCCCAAGAAGAAGUAGAUCUAUUUUCUUAAGAUUAGUGCUUGUAAGCUGUGGAGUUUAACAUUUGGGAUGAAAUCAUUAAAAUCUAAUAGUAAAAAUUA
Molecule: messenger RNA, 329 nt
Organism: Teleopsis dalmanni
Lineage: Eukaryota; Metazoa; Arthropoda; Insecta; Diptera; Diopsidae
Gene: Neb-cGP
Product: ATP synthase membrane subunit DAPIT, mitochondrial
Exons: 3
Coding region: 85-246 (53 amino acids)
Source: RefSeq, a predicted model, not a curated record